AUCUAAAAAUAGACUUCCACCAAGACCAAGCCCCAGUGGACAGAUUUUAUUUUUAUUUUUAAUUUUUCCAUAUUUUUGUUGUCCACUUGUAGCUUCGUCUUCCAACCGCUCUAAGCCACUAACGGUUGGCUCAGGUGCUUUUCCAAAGCAUCCAUGGCUUCACUGCUCAUGAAACCUACAGUAACCAAAGGAAGAGAUGAGGUGUAUGUUGCAGCAGUGCCUCUAAGAGCCACAAAAGGGCCUGCCCAGCUUCUUGCCUCUUCUGCUUACUCUCUCAAUCUCUGGGAUUUGCAGCAUUUCAUGGUUAUUGUUAAACCCUCCUCACCUCCACCUCAUUCUCAGGCCUUGGUUUUUGAUUUUCAACCAAAAGAUCCUGAAAACAUAUUUGCAGCCCUUGCAGUUCUAUCUGGAAAAGCAAUACCAGGAGUUGUUCUUAUGAGGAAGUUGUCAAAACUCCCCAGAAGCAAAUGCUGGUUUGUUGGGUCUCCCAAAGCAAGUGCCAUAGAUACGGCACUUGAAUUCAACAGAGUCUGGGACACUAAUUUGAGGGUUGGCCAUCACGAUUGUCGAGAUUAUACCAAUGGCUUGGUCCAGUACCUAACAGGUGAAGGGUACAUCCUGGAGCGUUUGAGAAGUAAUGUGCGAGAUUAGCUCCUCAGUGUAGGUCACACAACGCAAGCGUCCGCCCUCGAUUUUGAAAGAGAUGGGACUUAAUCAAGCAUGCUAGCCAAUUUGACCAAAAGCAAUGUUCUCUGAUCUGCAUGUAUAAUUUGUACUCAAAGUUUCAUUAAAAAAAGAAAUAAAGGAAAUACUUAAUUUUGUUGAAC
Molecule: messenger RNA, 827 nt
Organism: Prunus avium (sweet cherry)
Lineage: Eukaryota; Viridiplantae; Streptophyta; Magnoliopsida; Rosales; Rosaceae
Product: PTB domain engulfment adapter
Source: RefSeq, a predicted model, not a curated record